This is a messenger RNA of Seminavis robusta, 1074 nucleotides long. The record is from the annotation of a GenBank genome assembly. Lineage: Eukaryota; Bacillariophyta; Bacillariophyceae; Naviculales; Naviculaceae.
AUGGCGGAUAAGCAGAUGGAAUCAGCAUUGUCAAAGAACAGUGAGGGCCAUCAUGGAGAUCACGAAAAGAGUGGUACUAGUACUGAUAUCAAGAAAAUCUUUGGCUCCGAGGUUACCAGUGGCAAUGACGGCAAGAGUAAAUCGUUUCUCUCGGCAACUCUCGAGACGCUCAGCAUGCGAGGCGGCAAGGAGAAAAAGGGAGACACCUUUUGCAAGUCGCUCGACGAGGCCAUGGUAGAGCUAAAAGCAUUGGUAGCUCAAACAAGAAAACACCAUGCCGAUAGCUGCAACAAUAAUAGUAAAGAUGCCUGGGACUUUGAACUCACUCCCUUGAAAGACUUUGAUGCCACAGAAGAUGACUUGUUGAGGGCAUUCGCCUUGUGGUCCAAAAAGAUCUAUGAAAAGCACGACAAGGAAAAGCAAGUCUUUAACGUAUCCAAGGCAUUCCGGCGCUUGGAAUCCUACAUUGAAUGGAUGGACAAGAAUGCCAGGGAUCUGGACUUUCAAAACGGUGUCACUAUGAAGGAGAUUGCCAAGGUCUGGGAUAUGAAAAUGACACAUGACAAAGAGGGACGUCUCGUUUGGUUUUGUGAUCUGGAGGCACUGGACUUGAAGUAUAUAAAGCACAAGCUCCCGCACGAUGAUACCUUUCGUUACCUCGUCUGGCUGGCACACUUGAUCAUGUUUGACAAGGGAAUGCAGGAAAAUGGUGUAGUUCUUGUCUACAGCAUUGGUAGCAUUGGCUUGUUUGAAUCUUUGACUGUGGUGCCCUUGGAGAUGCAGAGCAAGUUUGACAGCUUUACGGUUGGGAGAUUACCUAUCCGCGUUGAAUCCAUCAUUUUUUAUAACAAUCCUACUUGGAUGCGGCUGCUCAUGACCUUUUCCAAACCUUUUCUAAGCAAGAAGAUGCUAUCCAGGCUGACACUGAUCAAAAAGGAGGAUCCACGCAAGGUGAUUGAAGGGCAGCUGGGCCGCGACUGCAUUCCAGCGAACAUGGCGCAGUUGGGAGGGACAUUGGAAAAGGACUUGAUCCAAGACCGUUUCGAGCUUCUCUCGUCAAGGUCCAACAUCUAG